Molecule: messenger RNA, 2367 nt
Organism: Oncorhynchus gorbuscha (pink salmon)
Lineage: Eukaryota; Metazoa; Chordata; Actinopteri; Salmoniformes; Salmonidae
Product: GTPase IMAP family member 8-like
Exons: 4
Coding region: 1-987 (328 amino acids)
Molecular function (GO): GTP binding
Source: RefSeq, a predicted model, not a curated record
AUGGUGCGUGUGGACCGGUCCUUCACAGAGACCUACAGGAGAGCUGUGCAGGAGCACCUAGAGCUCAUCACAGACGCAGUCUGGGCUCACAUCAUCACCCUGUUCAACUUUGGGGACUGGCUGGGAGACACAACCAUCGAGCAGCACAUUGAGAGUGAGGGGGAGGCCCUCCAGUGGCUUGUGGAGAACUGUGGCAACAGGUAUCAUGUCCUCAACAAUAGAAGCAACUCAGGAUUUCAGGUUACAGAACUGAUGAGAAAGAUUGAGGAACUGAUGUCAUGCAACAGCAGUUGUUACUGUAAGACUGAGGGUGGGAUUCUGCAGGAGUUGGAGGAGAAGAGGAGGGAAGAACAGAAAAGAGCAGGGGAGAGACUGACGAGGAGGCAGAAACAAAGAGAGACUGCCAGAUCUCUAUUAGGGGAGCUCUACUGUCCCUCAGAGCUGAGAAUAAUGCUGCUGAGUGGCCGCAACACAGGCAGGAGCUCUGCUGGAAACACCAUCCUGGGCAGAGAGCACUUUAAAGUAGGGUGCCAUGCUACUGACUGUGUGGAAGGACAAGGAAAGGUCAGGGGUAAGACUGUGACUGUUUUGGACCCACCAGACUGGCUGUCAGUGGGUCCUGGCUCCCUGACGUCUCCCUCAGCCUCUGGGGUAACUGUGGUCCUUGUGGUUGUGAAUGUGAGCUCCUCCUUCAGCCACGCUGUCUGGAGAACAGCAGAAAAACACCCGGAGGUGCUCGGAGAGAAAGUAUGGAAUAGAACCAUGGUCCUAUUCCCCUUUGGGGACUGGCUGGGGGUCACGACCAUCGAGCAGCGCAUUGAGAGUGAGGGAGAGCCCCUCCAGAGGCUUGUCGAGAGGUGUGUGAACAGAUAUCAUGUGUUGGACAGUAAGAACCAAGGGACUGGUGCACAGGUCACUGAGCUGCUACAGAAGAUAGAGGAGAUGCUGGUGGAGGAGAGGUUGGAGGUUCUACAGAGAAGAGAAUAGGUUGGGAAGAGUCUCACAGUGAUGCAUGAGCCAGAGAUGGAUGGAGUGAUGGGAGAGGCCAGAGAGGUCCUUGUAGCAAACCACACAGAUGCUCCCUUUCAUGAUGCGUGUGAGGUGGCAAGUUCAGAGGACCUUCUAAGCCCAGAUGACUCAAGAGCCCCAGACUUUGGUGUACAGGAGUUGGCACUACCAGAGGCCAGUGGAGGAUGGUGGACUGAAGCAAAUCACUCCAUCCUGGAUGUGGAGGGGUUUCUGUCCAUCAUGGCCAGUGUGCUUCAGGGGAAUCAGGAGGGGCUGAUGUGGAACAUGGGGGGGCAGGCAGACACUAGUGGUGAACCUCCCAGACUGUCUCCACGCUGGACCUACUCAGAGCCAUCAUCUGAGAUGGAAUGGACAGAAUGGUAGAAAACCGGUCACCCUGUUCUCUCCAGGACACCAAGCUCUCCUCCUGGUCCAGCAACCCAAAUAACCAGAAACAAUGCUGGUGAAGAAAGACAUUGUGGAUAUACAGUCCCUUGGACACCCCAGGCUGAGGGACAUGACCCUCAAGGAGAUUGCCAGAACAGGAGGCCUGCAGGCCUUGAUUGACCAAUGGGGGAACAGUAAUUUGGAGGAGCUUGAAUCCUUCAUUGGCUCCUAUUUUGAAAUGGUGUGGAAGAAAACCAUGGGGUCUUUCAUAGUAGAGGAGGAGGACUGUCUCACCAGCAACAGCCCAGAGCUGAAUGAUGUUGGGGAGGAUCUUGUAAAUAAUGGUGACCAGGAGGUGCUGUCAUCCAUUGACAAGAAGCUGUCUAAGCUGGACCUCCUGGAAGGCAUGCAGAGAGACUUGCUGGACCUCAGACAGAGUCUGGAUCGCAGCUGUGACAUCAUACAGGAACUCAGUGACAAAAGUAAAGCAACACAGAAGCCUGCUGUUCCCUCUGAUGCAGGGGAGGCAGAAGUGGAGGAAAGUUGCUAGAGGAGAGAUGUUCAACAAUAACAUAAAUGAUAAGUUAUAGAUUGGUUUGUUUUAUCUAAAUAUGCCCUAACAUCAUUGUUCAGGUAGCAACUAAUUAACAGUAUUGAUUUAUUGAUGGAGUUAAUGCUAAUGGCGAGGCAGUAUAUUAACUUCAUGAUGUUUCCACAAGGGGGAGCCCUCUGACAAGCAAUUGUGGGGGGGUUGGUCUCCUGCAUAGGUUACUGUAUCUAUUUCACUACAUUAAAUAUUUCACUCCAUUAUUAUGCAAGAUACCAGUCAUUUUAAAUCAGUUAUUGUUGAUAAUUUCCUAGAUGAUUAUUUUAUUUAUCUUAUGAGGCUUGUAUAAAGACAUAUCAGGGUCCAGAUGACAGCACAUGUGUCAUGCCAAAAAAGUAACGUAUUAUAUAUCAUGAAACAUAUCA